UUGAGUUCCAGUGAGGAAAUUCUUCUGCCGUUGAGUCACCGGGAGGAAAACCGUUACUCGACCGAGAAAGCCGACACUCUCAUCCCGAUCGUGCUCCUCGGUUUUCCAGACUUCCUAACUCGGUGUUACAGUAGCUGUGCCGCCCGGACAGUCCUCUCAACGGGGUUGCAAUGUUACACUUUCGGUCCACGGUAGCGCUCAAGGAGUUGUUUCACAGCCAGCUGAAGCGGCCGCUGACCGGGAGAGUCGGUGUGAAAGCGGCACCUGCAGCCGCCGCCUGCUUCAGCAGCGUCUGCUGGGAUGGGAGGUCACCGGGCAGAGGGAGGACGUUUACCGGCUGGAGAGCCCCACAGCACUUCGCCAAAAAGCACGGCUUGAGAGGCUUUUGCUCAAAGGGUGACGGGCACAAUGAAGCCGCCAAGGACUCCACGACAGAGAAGAGAAGGAAGGCAGGAAUCCUGCCCAGCCUGGAGGACCUGCUCUUCUACACCAUCGCAGAGGGGCAAGAAAAAAUCCCCGCACACAAAUUCACCACAGCUCUUAAAGCCACCGGGCUUCGCACAGGAGACCCCCGGCUGAAAGAAUGUAUGGAGAUGCUGAAGGUGACCUUGAAGACCACCUCAGAUGGAGCACUGGACCGACACCUCUUCAAAAAAUGUGUCCAGAGCAACAUUGUGCUGCUCACCCAGGCCUUCAGGAAGAAGUUUGUCAUUCCGGACUUCCAGCCCUUCUGCGCCCACAUCGACGAACUCUACGACAACGCCAAAAACCUGUCAGGAGGGCAGGUGGCGGACUACAUUCCCCAGCUGGCCCGCUUCAGCCCAGACCUGUGGGCCGUCGCCCUGUGCACCGUGGAUGGACAGAGGCACACUGUGGGCGACACCAAAGUUCCCUUCUGUCUGCAGUCUUGCGUGAAGCCGCUGAAAUACGCCAUCGCCGUUCACGACCAUGGCACCGAGUACGUGCACCGCUUCAUCGGCAAGGAGCCCAGCGGCCUGCGAUUCAACAAGCUCUUCCUGAACGAGGACGAUAAGCCUCACAACCCCAUGGUGAAUGCCGGUGCUAUCGUCUGUACCUCCCUCAUUAAGCAAGGGGCCAGCAACGCCGAGAAGUUUGAUUACGUGAUGAACUUCAUGAACAAACUGGCCGGAAAUGAGUACAUUGGCUUCAGCAACGCCACUUUCCAGUCGGAACGCGAGUCUGGAGACAGAAACUUUGCCAUCGGCUACUAUCUGAAGGAGAAGAAGUGUUUCCCAGAGGGCACAGACAUGACUUCUAUCCUGGACUUCUACUUCCAGCUGUGCUCCAUCGAGGUGACCUGUGAGAGCGCCAGUGUCAUGGCCGCCACUCUGGCCAACGGCGGCUUCUGUCCAAUCACAGGCGAGCGUGUGCUGAGCCCCGAGGCGGUGCGAAACACUCUGAGUCUGAUGCACUCCUGCGGCAUGUACGACUUCUCCGGGCAGUUCGCUUUCCAUGUGGGUCUGCCGGCUAAAUCUGGUGUGGCCGGCGGCAUCCUCCUGGUCGUUCCCAACGUCAUGGGCAUCAUGUGUUGGUCUCCUCCGCUGGACAAGCUGGGCAACAGCGUCAGAGGCAUCCAGUUCUGCACGGACCUGGUUUCGCUCUGUAACUUUCACAACUAUGAUAAUCUGAGGCACUUUGCUAAGAAGCUGGAUCCUCGCAGGGAAGGAGGAGACCAGAGGGUGAAAUCAGUGAUCAACCUGCUGUUUGCUGCCUACACUGGAGACGUCUCGGCCCUCAGGAGGUUUGCGUUGUCCUCCAUGGACAUGGAGCAGCGGGACUACGACUCCAGGACGGCGCUGCACGUGGCGGCUGCAGAGGGACACGGCGAGGUAGUUCGCUUCCUGCUGGAGGCCUGUAAGGUCAACCCAGUGCCCAGAGACAGGUGGGGCAACACCCCGAUGGACGAGGCGGUGCACUUCGGCCACCACGACGUCGUGACCAUCCUCCGCGAUUACCACAACAAAUACAGCCCUCAGGAAAGCAGCGACGACAAGCAGAACGCAGAGAAGAACCUGGACGGGAUGCUCUGAUGGAAGACGGGCGUGUGAGGACGUAAGGAAAUCAUGUUUGGCGUCUCCUGAAAGUUGAACGAGUUCCUACAUAUCAGAUGCGACACUGCCGAUGCUCCUGCAGAGACUGAAUGACCGUAAAGCUCCACCAACGUUUGUUUUAUUGUCGAACAUUUCAGCGCACAAUGAACUGCACUCAACGACGGAAAUCAUUUCAGUUAUGAGCCUGUUGGUGUUAGUUUUGGAUUGACUGAAAGAUUUUAUACGCAAAUGGAUUCUCUUGUUUUAUCUGCGUAGAUAUCACUGAUAUUUCUGCUGCUUAUAAUAGUAAAAAAAUCUUACUAUUAUUGCAAACGGGCUGCAGCAAAACGUCUUACUACCAACCGGAAGUACCCGUAGAGAAGAUUUAUCAACACCUAAACACUACAGACGUGAAGAAUAGCACCAUCUGUUGGUGCACACAUUUGUUGCUGCACAGUUUUCACUGUAAAACUCACAAUCAAGAAGCUUCUAGUCCUUUUUUUGUUAAAAACAGCUUCAACAUUGAUGGGGUUGAAAGGAAAUGGUGCGUAAGCUACAGAUACAAAGCUCAGAGUAGUGAAUACUUUGAAACUCAGUCGAUAUAUAUGCACAGUUUACCAAAGAAAAAACAAACUUUUAGUGAAUUUUUAACUAACAUGCAGUUUAAGAACCACCAGCUGGUUGUCACUGAAGCAGUAUUACACUCCAAAAACACAGUUUACCUCUGAUCUGUGUCAUUUUUUUUUUUUUUUUAACAAAGAAAUCCUCAAAUCUUGAAAUGUAGAUGGUGUUUUAGGCUUUAGGUGCACCUGAACGCAUCCUGUUCAUGUUUAAUUUUUUUAACAGAAACCAAGAACAUUGAAGGUUUCCCCCCCCCAUCUGUAGUUUCUGGACAGAUAUAGUAAUUAACAAGAAAAUCUUUAAUAGAAACUGACCUUGCGCUGAGAACAGGCGUGUGUUACGCAUCUGAACAUUACGGCUACACCCGAAUAUCCGAAUGUUCAGUCGUCACAGUGGUAUCCGAAUAAAAAAAAUCAAGUGACACUGCAGAAACGUCCGAACAAAUACAGACAAUAAAAUGAAUAAUCUGGACUAAUAAGUGAGGAUUCUGGCUGUAGACGGUGUUCAUUUGUCCCAGCAGUCACUUUAAACACCUGAAACAUUUCCUUUGUUGAGUCUCUGUUCAUUCUGACUGCGAUGUUUACUGAUGGUUUGUAUGUUAUAUUUGUUCCUGAGCCUGAAGGAGGAUUUUAAUUCAGAUGGAUUGUUGUUGUUUUUUUUAAAAUCUGUAAUGUGCAACAGAAUGUCAUACUUGAACAGUUGUGGAGACGUUUUCCUGAUGUUUUGGACGAACUGAACCGAUUUAAAAAUGAAAACCUUCAGAGGCAGCAGGAAACCCUCCUCGGGCCGGGAUCAGCUCGUCCAGUGUGGUUGAAAUGUAUUCGUUUUCGAGUUAAAGAAACCACCAAAAGAAGCACAAACCUGCGUCUGAAGCCUGCAAUAUUUCAGCAAUAGAAGCAUAACGAUUGUAAGACGAGGAGUCGGUGAUUGUGGCUCUGGCUUUCCGUUGGAUCGGCUGAUCCCGGCCUGCGGCUCUGAUCGCUCGGCUGCCGACGGUGGAAUUGUGCGACUGGAGUGUUCUGAAUGUAACGUGUUUGGUGUCGUUCUGUUUCUUCUCCAUGUGUAUUUCUGCUGCUUCGGCCCUCGUCGGCGGCUCACCGAGUGUCGCAGGCAGUCCGGAUAUUUAUUCACAGAUGGAAACAUUUAAUAAAAGCCAGAAAAACCAA
Acanthochromis polyacanthus (spiny chromis) is the source of this 3838-nucleotide messenger RNA. Its product is annotated as glutaminase kidney isoform, mitochondrial-like. Lineage: Eukaryota; Metazoa; Chordata; Actinopteri; Pomacentridae. The transcript is spliced from 19 exons. Bases 171 to 2051 code for a protein of 626 amino acids. The record is from RefSeq and is a predicted model, not a curated record. Gene Ontology annotation, molecular function: protein binding; glutaminase activity. Gene Ontology annotation, biological process: L-glutamine catabolic process.